CGAGAACGCGGUCACCGGCGGCAGACAGUUUGAGGUCGAAGCCUUUCAGGGUGAGACGACAACCGAGAACGUCGCGUCUCGGGCAGGUACGAUUUUGAUCCGGGCUGAACCAACACCGUGAGUGAGUGUGUGCGUAUCGAUUUUUGUUUUUUUUUUUGCGUUCCUGGGGGAGUGUUAUCGUGAACCUUUUGCGAAGUUGCCAGCAUGAAUCCCAUUCCGGUCAGCCGCACGGUGGCUACGUUCAUAGUUUCGUUAGUGCUGUUGCAAUGUGGCAGCACCCACAAGCUUCCCGCAGAGACUGCAAGCGCCAACGCAGCGCCUGAUGCGCCCGAGCAGCCCUCAGUGCGAGCCAACGACGCACCAGCACAACCGGUGAAGUACGAUGGCGCUCAGCUGUGGCGCAUCGCGUACGACGAUCAACCGAAGAAGAACGCCGUCGCCGAGCUGCAGGAUCGUUUCGAUGCAUCCAUGUGGAACUACAACGCCACCUCGGUGGACAUUUUCGUGCGGGGCCAGCAGCUCAAGAAGGCGGAGUGCUUUCUCCGGGCGGCCAACAUCCCGUACGAGGUCGUUAUCGAGGACAUGCAGCGAGCCAUCGACACGGAAAACCCAUCGUUAGAGGAGACGGAACUGUGGGAAAACCGUAACGGACACCGCAUGACGUGGACGGCCUACCACCGCCUGGCGGACAUCUACGACUGGAUGGACUACCUAGCCCAAACCUACCCGGACCUGUGCAGCACGAAAGCGAUCGGCAAGAGUGUGCAGGGCCGCGAGCUGAAGGUCCUGCGCAUCUCGAACGGCAACCCGACCAACCGGGCGAUCUGGAUGGACGGUGGCAUUCACGCGCGCGAAUGGAUCAGCCCGGCCACGGUCACGUACAUCGCGAACGAGCUGGUCGAGGACUGGGACAACCAGCCCGACCAUCUGCGCAACGUCGACUGGUACGUGCUGCCGGUGCACAAUCCGGACGGGUACGAGCACUCGCACCAGUACGAUCGGCUGUGGCGCAAAAACCGGGGCGGCCUGCAGUACGGGCCGUGCGCGGGCGUCGACCUGAACCGCAACUACGGCUACAAAUGGGGCGGCCAGGGCACGUCCAAGCAGCCCUGCUCGGAGAUCUUCGCCGGCUCCGGCCCGUUCUCCGAGCCGGAGUCGAAGGCGGUCAGCGAGUUUAUGCAGUCGUCGGCGGCCGACUGGAAGGGCUUCCUCACCUUCCACAGCUACGGCCAGUACAUCCUGUACCCGUGGGGGUACGAUCGGGUCGUGCCGCCGGACCACGCCGACCUGAAGCGGGUCGGCGACGCAGCCGCGGAGCAAAUGUUGCAAGCCAGCGGUGGCUCGCGGUACACGGUCGGGCCGUCCGGCAGCACGCUGUAUCCGGCGGCCGGCGGGUCGGACGAUUGGGCCCGCGGUGCCCUCAACAUCAAGUACGCGUACACGGUCGAGUUGCGCGACACCGGCCGGUAUGGGUUUGUCCUGCCCGCCAACCAGAUCAAGCCGACCGGCGACGAAGCCGUCGCGUUCGUUGACAUCAUUGCGCAGGAGGUAGCCAAAUUGUAAAGCCCGGUGGGCCACCCCAACACAUACCCAUACUCCCACCCAGACACACACACACAGAUAUACUUAAGAAAAAGGCUGAAACAAUAAAUCUAAUAGACAAGUGAAAUAACGCUGUCUCA
Anopheles merus is the source of this 1682-nucleotide messenger RNA. Its product is annotated as carboxypeptidase B-like. The record is from RefSeq and is a predicted model, not a curated record. Gene Ontology annotation, biological process: proteolysis. The coding region runs from base 205 to 1563 and encodes 452 amino acids. Gene Ontology annotation, molecular function: metallocarboxypeptidase activity; zinc ion binding. Lineage: Eukaryota; Metazoa; Arthropoda; Insecta; Diptera; Culicidae. The transcript has 4 exons.